GUGUGACGUAUUUCCUGAGGAGCGGCGCGUGGACCGCCUCUCCGUCCAGCUCUAGUGGAGGAUCCUCGCGUUUUGGCUUGUGUUUUUGUUUGUAUUGUAUUUUCAUUCCGAGUCCUUUUUUUUUUCGUUCCCUUCUCGGUGACUUGAACAUGUCCAGACAGCAAUGUUAGCGUUCGGUCCAAAAGGCGAGCCGUUGAAAACGAGCCGUUGCUCUUCAGCCGCGUCGCGUAACGGAAACCAGAUCCAAAGAAAGCUAGCUGGCUAUGGCAAAGUUUGUGUGCGGUACAGCAGAUAGGUGUGUGUGUAGAGUUGUGAAGUAACUCGUUUACGGACGAACCUGUCAGGACAUUUGGACAGCCAACGUAAAAGCUUCGUGGUCUCUGCUGGUGUUUUAUAGUACGAAACGACGCAUAUAUACAAACGCGCACACAAGCAAGCAGCUGUGAGGUUUUAAAAAACCGGACUAACGGAGCUUCCCAUGUGAAACAUGACUCCGUGAACACACGACCACUCUUGUUUGGGCAGCUCCUGUACACUGCUGGUUCAGUUCUCGCUUUUUGCGUGGCAUACUGCUCUUGUUUUGUAACCUGGCUCGACUGUUUGGAACCAGGAAAUCCGUAGACAGCAGUCUAAUUUAGAUAUCAAGGCAGCCAGUUACUUCAACACGACUUAUAGGACAUCCGUCUUUUUGUUUAAAACCAGUGGAUCCGAACAGGGAAACUCCCAGCAGACUGUAUUCAACACAUCAGCAUCCGAAACCCCAAAUGUUGUCUGAGGUGAUCUGAAAGAUUUGCUGCAUCCGCUUCAUGUGCACGUUUUGAGGGAUUUGAAGACCCGAGGUUUCUGUGACCUCCACCCUCUCUGAUGGAGCUGUGCCUGGCCUGCUUGCCACUCGUCACGUUGCUGACCCUCCUGACUGCCGAGGUCACGCCGUCCCUUGCCCAGAAGGUUUACACAAACUCAUGGGCCAUCCAUAUCAGCGGAGGAGAGGAGGAAGCCAACCGCAUUGCCCAGAAACAUGGGUUCAUUAACCAUGGCAAUAUAUUUGGAGAAUACUACCAUUUCCGGACCCACAAGGUGGUGAAAAGGUCUUUAUCUCAACACAGAGGAACACACAUUCGCCUACACAGGGAACCGCAGGUAAAAUGGGCAGAGCAGCAAGUGGUGAAACAGAGGAAGAAGAGGGACAUUUACUCUGAGCCAGUUGACCCCAAGUUUUCACAGCAGUGGUACCUGUACAAUAGCAACCACCGUGACCUCAACGUGAAGGAGGCCUGGCAGCAGGGUGUUACCGGACAGGGUGUGGUCGUGUCCAUAUUGGAUGACGGAAUCGAGAAGAACCACCCAGACCUCGAGCGUAAUUAUGACCCUGAUGCCAGCUUCGAUGUGAACGAUGGCGAUCCAGACCCUCAGCCUCGCUAUACCCAGCUCAACGAUAACAGGCAUGGCACACGAUGUGCUGGAGAGGUAGCUGCUGUUGCCAACAAUGACAUCUGUGGUGUCGGUGUAGCCUACAAUGCCAAGAUUGGAGGUGUGCGAAUGUUAGAUGGAGAGGUGACUGAUGUGGUGGAGGCUCAGUCUCUAAGCCUCAACCCUCAGCACAUAGACAUCUAUAGCGCUAGCUGGGGGCCUGAGGAUGACGGUAAAACUGUGGACGGCCCUGCCAAGCUGGCAAAGGAGGCUUUUUUACGAGGAGUAACGGAGGGUCGUGGUGGUCUGGGCUCGAUCUUUGUGUGGGCAUCUGGCAAUGGCGGGCGGGAGAAAGACAGCUGCAACUGUGACGGCUACACCAACAGCAUCUACACACUCUCAAUCAGCAGCAGCACACAGUACGGCAACGUGCCAUGGUACAGCGAGGCCUGCUCCUCCACCCUGGCCACUACCUACAGCAGUGGUGGACUCAACGAGAAACAGAUUAUCACUACAGACCUGAGACAGAAGUGUACAGACUCCCACACAGGCACCUCAGCUUCAGCUCCUCUGGCUGCAGGCAUCAUAGCCCUCGCCCUGGAAGCCAAUAAAAACCUGACAUGGAGGGACAUGCAGCACCUAGUUGUGAGGACAUCUACUCCAGCUCACCUGAUCACCGACGACUGGAAGACCAAUGGUGUUGGACGCAAAGUAAGCCAUUCGUAUGGCUACGGCCUGCUGGAUGCUGCUGCCAUUGUAGCCCAGGCUAAGAACUGGACCAGUGUAGGCCCCCAGCAGAAGUGCGUUAUCUCCAUGGUAUCUGAACCCAGGAACAUUGGAAGCCAUCUGGUGAUCACCAAGAGUGUAGAUGCGUGCUCAGGCAAGUCCAACUUUGUGAGCUCUCUGGAACAUGUCCAAGCCCAGCUCACACUGUCAUACAACCGUCGUGGAAACUUGGCAAUCCAUCUGAUCAGUCCACAGGGCACCCGUUCGACCCUGCUCGCCCCCAGACCUCAUGACUAUUCCUCUGAAGGCUUCAACGACUGGGCCUUUAUGACCACUCACUCAUGGGAUGAAGACCCUCGGGGCAAGUGGACUCUGGAAAUUGAGAAUGUGGUUGGAACCAGUGACUAUGGCACUCUGACUCAGUUCACACUGGUUCUCUAUGGCACUGCCUCCACAUCAUCUGACUUGUCAACACUAAACUCCAUCCAGCUCCCUGAAGACGGCUGUAAAACCUAUGAUCUCAGACAGAUUUGCACAGAGUGCAACCCUGGGUUCUACAUGCACCAGCAGGUUUGUGUACAGGAGUGCCCUGCAGGCUUUACGUCCGUCACCCACUCUGAGCUUUCUUCAGAUAACGAGGUGUCUCCUGUCGUGCAUCCGUCCUGCAUGCCCUGCCACGAACUCUGUCUUACAUGCAGUGGCACAGGGCCAACAGACUGCCUCUCCUGUCCGCCCCACAGCCACCUAGACCUACCCACUGGUACUUGUCAGCACCAAAACCAGAUUCAGCGUGAAUCGCCCGACGCUGCGUUCUUCCCACCACAUGGCAGCGGCUCCUCUGGCAUCCUGAAUCUACAGCUCUCAUCCAGUCUGCCUGCCACUGUAGCAGUGCUCAGCUGUGCCUUUAUUGCAGCUACUUUUGUAGUGGUGUUUGCCCUGCUCCAGUUCCACUCGUAUAGUCUCACUAAAGUGUACAGUUCUGAAUCCAGCGUGGGCUCUGUAAUGCGUGCCAGCUUUGGCCUGGGCAUGGCACGCAAUGGCAUCAUUUCCUACAAGGGUAUCCCAAGCGUGUGGAACGACGACGGAGGUAACUCGGAGUCUGAGAACGAUGAGUUCGACAUUCACAAUGAGAGAACUGCCUUCAUCAAAACACAAAGUGCUCUUUAACCCUCCCCCCACACACACUUUUGCUAUCUGUCCUCUCUGCACCUAUUUUCUUCCUUUUUGAAGAUCUGGUCUUUCACAGGCUCAUCUCCCCUUUCUUUCUUUGGGUUUAAUCCUGCUGUUUUUUUUCUUAUAUCUUAUUUUCCCCAGUGGCGAGCUGUAUCGCCAGGGUCACUCUGAACACGUCUUUUCUUGCUCAUUUGGCCUCGGUGCCUCAAAAUGAUAGCCUCCAUGUCUGAUUGGCUGGAGGAUAAGACAAAACAGUUGAUUGCCCCAGGCUUGCCAGCAGGACUCUCCAAAAACACAAUAAACACAACGAUUGUCAUUUA
Silurus meridionalis is the source of this 3629-nucleotide messenger RNA. RefSeq names its product furin (paired basic amino acid cleaving enzyme) a (gene furina). Gene Ontology annotation, molecular function: serine-type endopeptidase activity. Gene Ontology annotation, biological process: peptide hormone processing. Gene Ontology annotation, cellular component: trans-Golgi network; Golgi membrane. The transcript has 16 exons. The record is from RefSeq and is a predicted model, not a curated record. Bases 865 to 3303 code for a protein of 812 amino acids. Lineage: Eukaryota; Metazoa; Chordata; Actinopteri; Siluriformes; Siluridae.